This is a messenger RNA of Talaromyces rugulosus, 2067 nucleotides long. RefSeq lists its product as uncharacterized. Bases 1 to 2067 code for a protein of 688 amino acids. Lineage: Eukaryota; Fungi; Ascomycota; Eurotiomycetes; Eurotiales; Trichocomaceae. The record is from RefSeq and is a predicted model, not a curated record. Gene Ontology annotation, biological process: phosphatidylinositol dephosphorylation; proteolysis. Gene Ontology annotation, cellular component: cytoplasm; membrane. The transcript is spliced from 2 exons. Gene Ontology annotation, molecular function: phosphatidylinositol-4,5-bisphosphate 5-phosphatase activity; phosphatidylinositol-3,5-bisphosphate 5-phosphatase activity; serine-type endopeptidase activity.
AUGGGUGAGCCGCUGCUAUCGUCCAGCCCGUUUCAGGGAUCACAGCCCGCCCGCCUUUGGAUAGGGACGUACGACCUGAACGGGACUAUGGUCGGAGAGCGAGAUGUUGCACAGUUAAGCAAGUGGUUCCUUGCUCAGAAGACCAGAGAGUACGACGUGGUGGUAGUGAGCUUACAGGGAACAAGGACACCAAGAAAAACGUCUCGCGCUUAUUCUGGCCCACUUGAAGCCGUGGUCAAGAAAUGCCUGAAUUUGGUGGCGGAGGAUACCAGCAGCGAAUACUCCCUGUUGAGUUCUUGCCAGGAGUCAGGAACGCAUCUCAUGGUAUUCGUGAAUUCAUCCAUUCCAUUUCGGAUUACCGAGGUUGAAGCAGCAACCGUUGUCCUUCGUCGCAGCACCUUCUCCGAGAAGCGAGGGGCCGUGGGCAUCAGAGCAGCUUUCAACAAAACGACUGUUUGUUUCGUCACCGCAAAGUUCUCCGGUGGAUUUGCCGACUAUGACGAACGGAAUCGUGAAUACGCAACUAUAGCUGAGGGACUACAAUUCGCAACGAAUCUGAGAGGCAUUGAUGACCACGACGCGGUUUUCUGGGCGGGGAAUUUCAACUAUCGUAUUGGACUUAGGUGGGAUGUCGUUAUGGAUCGCAUUAAGAGGGCCGAAGACGAGGGAAGUGAGGAGCUUCGGGUUCUCUACGAUAAUGACCAAAUGGCUGUCCAUAUGCGUGCUGGACUGGCAUUCUCGUACUAUACCGAGGCCGUUGUCCGCUUUGCCCCGACGUCGACUUUCCAGGUGGGCAGUGAUGCAUACCAAACUGAGUCUAUUCCAGCUUGGACCGGGAGGAUCUUGUGUAAGCCGUUGAAAGCCAAGCAGGUGGCGUAUGACAGUGUUGGGGAGGUCCGGAUCAGCGACCAGAGACCAGUCUAUGCCGCGUUCGAGCUUGAAGUUAGCCCCCAGGAGAAGAUUCUGAAUAGGAAACCUGUCCCUCAAACCGAAAAGCAGGCGCAGCCCAGGGUGGAAGAAACCGCCUUGGGGAAAGAUGAUCUUACCCUUCGUAGCCCGCAACCCCCAGCCCCAAAAUCAAGUGUUCCAACAGUACCUUUAGAAGCGUCUAUUAGGGUAGAAACGUGGUCGCGAGACAGAAAUCUUCAGCUUACCCAUGAAUUCCUGCAUGAGAUGCGUAAUGGCAAAUACUGGCAAACCAAAAAACAUCGUCGCCGUGUCCGGGUUGCCAUCCUAGACUCGGGCAUUGACAUGGCCCACCCAGAAAUUGCAACUCGUUCAGAGCGUAUAGUCGACACGUUCUGCCCGAUUCCGGGCCUCGAAGACCAGGGAAAUCAGGACAAAGGCGGCCAUGGCACUCAUAUUGCUCUUCUAUUACUCCAAAUAGCCCCAAUGGUGGACUUGUAUAUAGCCCGGGUAUUCGAGGACGCAAAGGGGAUUACCGACGACUACGUCGGCUGUGCAAUUCUCCACGCAGUGAACGGAUGGCAGGUAGAUGUAAUUCUGAUGUCCUUCGGUUUCAAGUUCUGGGUCCCUAGCAUCUCUCAUACGAUUCGUGUGGCUGCAUUCAACGACGUCCUCAUGUUUGCCGCAGCCUCCAACGAGGGCGCCAACGCUGACAUUGACCUCGCGUAUCCCGCCCGCGAGACCAAUGUCUUUGAUAUUCGUGCCACAGACCACCUGGGCAAUCGGUACAUGUACAACCCGCCAUGGGAUGCAGGUGCGCGUUGGACGUUUGCGACCCUGGGUGAAAAAGUGCUAUCCGCAUGGACUGAGGGCCAAAUGCUGCCAAAGUCCGGCACGUCCAUGGCUGCUGCGAUUGCGGCCGGUACUGGGGCCCUCUUGCUGGAUUUCUCUAGGCUACCUGCAUUGAAAGGACAAGCCCCGAGACACCUAGAACAUGUAGCUUCGUUUGAUGGGAUGAGGCUGCUCCUAGAGGCUUGCAGUUCUAGGACGCCGGAUAACUUGUUAUAUAUUAAGCCGUGGCUUGUUUUCUCGAAGAAGGGCUUUGAUCGGGGUAGAAUAGCCAAUUAUAUAGAUGACGUUCUAGAUGAGCACUUUGGUUAA